CGGUGAUUGGCCCGCGGUGGACGGGGUUCGAUUAUCCUCCACAGCCGAGAUGAAUUCACGGGCAUUUCUGGACAAACAAAGUCAAUCCUAAUAACGCGCGCAAUGAACGGUUGUUUUGCCAGCCUCGCAGUCGCCCAAUGCAGCUAGCCCCAACCCAAAAUGCUGGCCGUUUAGUACUUUCCUAGUUGGCUCAACGCCAGCCCUGGACGGCGCUGCCCCGAAGUCGCUCGCUCCUUUUUCUUUCUUUUUGCCCCCCUCAGUUUCGCUGGAUUCUUCUUCUUCUUCUUCCCAUCCCAGUCUAUCGUUUAUUUAUUCCUGCCAUUCUGCGCAGAGUCCGUUCUUUCUGUUGCGAUAUCACCUCCAUUCAUUCCGAAGUCUCUCCUUGAUCCUUUCGGCUUACUACUUUAUAUACCCCACGUCUUGUGCCUGACGAUCCCUGCUAUUUUCACGCCUUCUUCAAAGAUCCGAUUAUCAUCGCUACUACAGUCAAUAUGCGUUCAGCCAUCUACAUGUCUCUCAGCGCCUUCGCGGCUGUUGUUGCUGCUGCCUCCUCCAACCCUUUCAACAACCCUGCGGGUGGCUACUCCUUCAAGGCCGGAUCUCCUACCACCAUCACCUGGGAUCCCACCACCAGCGGCACUGUUUCGCUGAAGCUUCAAUGGGGCAAUGCGUUGACUCCGGACUCUGGAAGUGAAAUCGCCUCGGAAAUUGACAACUCGGGAAGCUACUCGUGGACCCCCGAGUCCAGCCUGGCUGAUCGCGACGAUUACACUGUUGAGAUCAUCUCCGACGAUGACAGCAGCGAGGUCAACUAUCUCCCCCGUUUCUCUGUCUCUGGUGUCACUGGCUCUGCUAGCACCACCGAGGCCGCUUCCACCACUACUGGCACUGCCUCGUCCUCGACUACCUCUGAUGCCACUACCACUGAUGCUACCACCACCACUGGAGCCACCACUGGAACCACCACCGGAACUGCUUCGACCACCUUGACUACCCAGACUAGCACCAGCACUGAUUCCACAACCUCUGGCUCGUCUUCUUCUCCUAGCCCGACCUCUUCCGGCUCGUCCACUGCCUCGAGUUCUGCUGCUGCCACCACCUCCGGUGCCUCUAGCACCUCUGAUGCCAGCAGCACCACCGAUGCUUCGAGCACCAGCUCUCCCAGCGCCUCGGCUUCCACUGUCCCAGACACCAACUCUGGCAUGAUCAACCGGGUUUCUGGUGGCAUGAUGGCCAUCGUCCUGGGCGCUGCUUUCUUCCUGUAAGGGUCUACAAGCACUGUUGGAUUGACGAGGUUUUUUCCUUUUUUGGUAUAUAGCUUUUUCUUCUUGGACUGCCUGAAAUAGGGCAUGUUUUUAUUACGUGGAUAUCAUCUUCUCGGCCGCUGAAAAGACUUUUAACGAGGCUGUCUUUUUCUUUUUUACCUUGGACAAAGCUUUCGCUUGUACCAUAUUUUAUAUUGAUUCUUGGGACGGGUUAUUCCACUUGAUGUCAAGUGUAUAUAGUCAUGUGCUGUAAUAAUGAGGCCGUGUCGUAAGGACUGGGGCAUAUGGAAUUGAACUUACUGAAGCGACAUUGAGAUUGUCCGUGCUAUCGUGGAAAAUCCCCGUAGGAGAUAAGUGAGAUAACUAGACAACGCUAUGGCAUCGCAAGGGACCGGAUAUACCGGCCUGCGAUAGCGUAUUGUCACAAUACCGUACGGGGUAUUUGCCCUUACAGUGGACAGGCGCAGCCAAUAGGAUCUGAG
This is a messenger RNA of Aspergillus wentii DTO 134E9, 1747 nucleotides long. RefSeq names its product GPI anchored serine-threonine rich family protein. The transcript has a single exon. The record is from RefSeq and is a predicted model, not a curated record. Lineage: Eukaryota; Fungi; Ascomycota; Eurotiomycetes; Eurotiales; Aspergillaceae. The coding region runs from base 492 to 1265 and encodes 257 amino acids.